ACUAGAGAUAGUAAGUGACUUAGACCAUGCCUCAUAAAUUGCGUCAGCGUUGAUCACGGAAUGAGUGUAUGGGUAGCUCCACUUUGUGCAUGGGCAUACCCCCACCUGCCUCGCUCCCUCCCCACGGCGGGCUAUGUGAAUGGUGAGUGAGGGGAAGGCGGGCGGGGUGGGUCGUUGUGCGAAGUGGGAAAGGGGGGUGUGUCGCUAUAAGAAGCCAAAAGAGACCGAUGCAGUCAGUUGGUUCUGUCAAACUCUCCAAGCGUUAAUAAGGAUAAGACCUAACUACUGUCUACCACUCUGCAUCUACAAGCGACUGAGAUACGUUUUUAUAAGCCACACAUACGGGUUCUGCGCUACACUUGGCACCCUAAAACCCUACAUCCUGCCCUACACCCUCAGGCCUCCACCCUCCUCCCGUCUCUAUCCUGUAUCCCUCUUGUCUGUCCGACUGGGUGUCCCUCUGUAGUGAGUCAUGAAGUGGCCUCUGUGGAGCCUGCUGCUGCUGCUGUGCCGGUGUACCCCAGGACAGAGUGGCUGCCAGGGGGACUGCCUGGCCUGUGGCCUCCUACUAUCCAACCCCCAGAGCCAGCAGCAAGUGUUCAAUACACUGGUGUGUCUGUUGGAGUGUGACGGUCACGUCUCCCCUGCCCUCACCUGGGAUCUGUGUCAGCGAGCCAUGCUACCGCACUACCCCCUCCCACCAGACGAUGGCGCUGUGUCUAAGAGAGCAGAGGAAAAACUGUCCUUAAACCAUGGCCCCAUUGACCUGGAGUCAGAUGGGAAAAUGCUCUACUCUGCAGCCAUGGGGCUCUACCAGCAGGAUGGAGCGGACCAGGAAGAAGAGGCCCUGGUGCGACGUGAUUCCCAGUACGACUCCUCUCCGCUGGGCUUGACCGCAGAAGGAGACUCGCUGGCGCUGGGUAUGGAGAGCAGGGAGGAGGAGGAGGAGGAGGUCAGGAGGAGGAGGAGCGGCCAGGGGGAGGAAGGAGACGAGGAGGAUGCCGUGGUCCAGCUGACCAAGCGUUUCGGGGGCUUCCUGAAAGGUCGUCACAGUUACAGGAAGUUGAUUGGCGGCCCGGAGAGGAAGUCGCUGCAGAAACGCCUCGGAGGGUUCAUCGGGAUCAGGAAGUCGGCCAGGAAGUGGAACAACCAGAAGAGGGUGAGCCAGCUCCUCCGGCAGUACCUGGGGAUGACCGGCAGCAGAACCCCUGGUCGCGGUGUUGGGAGGUUCACUAACCCAGCCCAGGUCCUCAGGAGGCUACCCAGCCGGCUGUAG
Molecule: messenger RNA, 1276 nt
Organism: Oncorhynchus keta (chum salmon)
Lineage: Eukaryota; Metazoa; Chordata; Actinopteri; Salmoniformes; Salmonidae
Product: proenkephalin-A-like
Exons: 4
Coding region: 473-1276 (267 amino acids)
Biological process (GO): neuropeptide signaling pathway; sensory perception; chemical synaptic transmission
Cellular component (GO): axon terminus; plasma membrane; neuronal cell body
Molecular function (GO): opioid receptor binding
Source: RefSeq, a predicted model, not a curated record